Molecule: messenger RNA, 1835 nt
Organism: Pipistrellus kuhlii (Kuhl's pipistrelle)
Lineage: Eukaryota; Metazoa; Chordata; Mammalia; Chiroptera; Vespertilionidae
Gene: ZNF599
Product: zinc finger protein 599
Exons: 4
Coding region: 522-1787 (421 amino acids)
Biological process (GO): negative regulation of transcription by RNA polymerase II
Molecular function (GO): DNA-binding transcription repressor activity, RNA polymerase II-specific
Source: RefSeq, a predicted model, not a curated record
AAAGAAAGAAAAAAAACCUUAAGGAUAGGGGCAAGUUUCUUUCUUCCCAAUAGUGGCAUAUGAAGUCAUGUGUCGAGUCUUCUGUGAUGAGUGGCAGAUCAAUCUGGUGCUUCCCCAUUAAGAUGAUGAAAGCCUCAUCCCCUUCCUAAAAGCCACCUUUUCCCAGUAGGUUGGUGAUGCAUGAGAUUGGAAAGAGCUCCCCGGCCAGGCUGCCUGCCAGAGAGAAACUACAUUACCCAGAAGUCUGCGCGAGGUGAGAAUCCCCCCUCUGCGGGACCUAGAAAGGGGCUGCGGCAUGGUUGGGUGGGACUUCCGGCGGUACCGGCGAGUCAGUUCUUCAAACCUGGGGUUCUGUGCUCUCUGGCUCUCCAGGCUCUUCGGGACCUCGCAGAGAAGCUGCAGAAGCAGAGGACAGCCAUUCCGGCGCUGGUAGAACCCGGAGGAGGGGUCGGCGAGCUGCGGGACCUUCUCUGCCGUCCCCUGUCCGGGCUGUGCUCCGCGCACGGACUUCCCUGGCUCUCAUGGACCUGGCGCAGACAUCAAUUACCUUCAAGGAUGUGGCAGUGACCUUUACCCCCGACGAGUGGGAGCAGCUGGACCUUGCCCAGAGGACCCUGUACAGGGAGGUGAUGCUGGAAAUCUGUAGGCUCCUGGUCUCUCUGGGACAUCCAGUUCCCAGGUCAGAGCUUAUCCACCUAUCGGAGCACAGGCAGGAGCUAUGGAUUGUGAAGAGAGGCCUCUCCCAAAGAGCCUGUGCAGGGGCCAGAGGAAAAUCAGAGACUACCUCUUCUCCACUGCUCUUGUCUGAGGGAUCCUCGCUUCGGGUAUGGAUGAGACGGAGAGCUUCAAGGGACUCCAGGACUGGAAAAAACAAAACUCUGGAAGGGCUGUCAGAAAUGCAGGAAGGAGUCUUACGGCCAGUGACAGAUCCCCACAAGGAGACUGGCCCUGGGAAGAUGAACCCUAAAUGCAAUGAUUUGGGGUCAGAUAAUAGUCUACCCUCAAAGGUUUUACAGGAGCAAGUCUCUCUAGUAGGUGUUCUCCAUAAAAGUGAAACACACAGACUAGUUAAAGACCCCAGGAAUCAAACUGGGAAGAACCAUUAUGAAUAUAGUGAGUGCAGGAACACCAAGAAUUGGGAUCUUGCAUGUGACUAUGUUCAUGCAAAAGCAAAGCCCUAUGAGUGCAUACAGUGUGGGAAAACCUUCAGCUGUACAUCAGACCUCAUGCAGCACCAGCAGAUUCACACUGGAGAACAGCCUUUUGAGUGCAAAGAGUGUGGGAAAACAUUUCACAACAAUUCUGCUCUCAGGCAUCACAUGAAGAAUCACACUGAAGAGAAGCCCUAUGAGUGCAGCAAAUGUGGAAAGGCCUUCAUCCAUCAGUCUAAUUUAAUUAAGCAUCAGAAAACUCACACUGGAGAAAAACCCUUUGUAUGUAAAGACUGUGGGAAAGCAUUUUGCUACAGGUUUAAUUUGGGUCAACACAUGCAGAUUCAUACUGGAGUGAAACCCUAUGAGUGCAGUGAAUGUGGGAAAGCUUUUUGCCGGAAGUCGCACCUCACAGAGCACCAGCGAAUUCACACAGGAGAGAAGCCCUAUGAAUGCGCUAAAUGUGGCAAAUCUUUUUUCUUCCACUCUGGUUUUGUCCAGCAUAGUUGGAUUCAUACUGGUGAGAAACCUUUUAAGUGCAAAGAAUGUGGGAAAACCUUUUGCUCCAAGUAUAAUUUGCAUCAACACAUGAAGGUUCACAUUGGAGGGAAGCCCCGUGAAUCCAAUAAAUGUUGAAAGGCCUUCAACCACACUCAUCUUGUAUUCAUAUGACUCGCACUGGAU